AUGAGUGGUUACGAUCGUGCUUUGUCUAUCUUCAGUCCUGAUGGACAUGUUUUCCAGGUUGAAUACGCUUCCGAAGCGGUUAAGAGAGGUACCUGUUCUGUUGGUGUCAAAGGUAAAGGUUGUGUGGUAUUAGGGUGUGAAAGAAGAAGUACUUUGAAAUUACAAGACCCAAGAACCACCCCAUCUAAGAUUUGCAAAAUUGAUGACCACGUCUUGUUAUCCUUUGCGGGCUUAAACGCUGACUCUAGAAUUUUGAUAGAUAAGGCCAGAGUGGAAGCUCAAUCACAUAAAUUGAACUUGGAAGAUUCCGUGAGCAUAGAUUACAUCACCAGAUACAUUGCUGGUGUCCAACAGAAAUACACUCAAUCUGGUGGUGUUAGACCAUUUGGUCUUUCUACCUUGAUUGCUGGUUUUGAUACAAAUGAUACCGUGCCAAAGUUGUAUCAAACCGAACCAAGUGGGGUGUUUAGUAGCUGGAAGGCCAAUUCCAUAGGUAAGAACUCUAAGACAGUUCGUGAAUUUUUAGAAAAGAAUUACGUUGAAAACAUGACUGAAGAAGAAACCAUCACUUUGGCUGUUAAAUCAUUAUUGGAAGUUGUGCAAACCGGGGCCAAGAACAUUGAAAUCAGUGUCAUGACCCCAACUAGCAUCAAAAGAAUGACAAAUGAAGAAAUCAAGGUGUAUGUCGAUAAGAUUGAAGAGGAGAAGAAAAUUGAAGCUGAAAAGAAGAAGCCAAAGAGCAGACAAGCUUGA
Messenger RNA from Saccharomycopsis crataegensis, 753 nucleotides. RefSeq names its product proteasome core particle subunit alpha 4 (gene PRE6). The record is from RefSeq and is a predicted model, not a curated record. Lineage: Eukaryota; Fungi; Ascomycota; Saccharomycetes; Ascoideales; Saccharomycopsidaceae. Gene Ontology annotation, cellular component: nucleus; proteasome core complex, alpha-subunit complex; proteasome core complex. The transcript is spliced from 3 exons. Gene Ontology annotation, biological process: proteasomal protein catabolic process; ubiquitin-dependent protein catabolic process. The coding region runs from base 1 to 753 and encodes 250 amino acids.